AUGUACAAAAAAAUGAUACAGGUUCAGAAACCUCGGAUAGACCAACUCGAUAGAAUUGCAACUAGCCCCCUAUUCAAGACUACAAAUGGAAAAAAAGAUAAAAAUGAUCAGACAUCAGUAUUGAUGAGUGAGAAAAAUGGAGAAAUAUGCAAAAGCAAUGGAGAAAGAAAUAAAUUUCCGGAUCAAUUGGGACAUAUCAAUGAACAGAUUGAAGAUAUGCAUGAAGAAAAAGAAACAUACAAUGAAUUUUUUGAGUCCAAAUUGUAUAUACCAUCUCUACGGGCAAACAAAAGAGAAUUGGAUUUUUUCUUUAAAAUUCUUAAAAAAGCAAUGGAAAAAAAUAGCAAAUACAAUAUAUACAUAAAUCUGAUGAAUAUUCUGUGUAAAAAUUUUCCGUCAUACAUUGGGCUAUUUGCGAAGCUGUGGUUUCAAUGUAAAGUUUUACUAGCAGAAAAAUUAAUUUUAAUUGAGUUUUUUAGGCAAUUAAAAAUAAACUCAGAAAUAAUUAACCAUUUUUUUAAUUAUGGAUAUGACUCUUUCGAAACGAUAUUGUCAAUAACCCCUGAAGAUUUAAUAAAAAUACAAAAAUUUAACAAUGUCACUUGGGUUCCUGGACAUGCUUUUAAAUUAAAAAUAAUUUUCUCUCAAAUUGAAGAAUACUUUAAGUUGUUCAUUCGACAGAAUGAUGACUAUGUACGAAAAAUUAAAAAAAUUAUUUUAAACAAAAGGAAAAAAACAGAACUAACUGUUCAGUUGUCUUUGGAACAGCAAAAGAACAGUGUAGAAGAAAGAGAAAAUAUUUAUUACACAUUCUCUCCUCAAACCUUGAAAAAUUUCAACACAAUUGUUUACCAACCACAUAUGUCAUUAAAUAUGAGGGGAAAAAAUCUCCUAUAUAAUCCUCUUCCCGAUAAGUCAUUAUAUUAUAAUAAGACAUAUGUAAAAAAUUAUCAACAUCCUCCUUAUUCUCUGUUACGUUAUGUUCACAAUUUUUUCUCUCUUCAUUGUUAA
Plasmodium gonderi is the source of this 1011-nucleotide messenger RNA. RefSeq lists its product as hypothetical. Lineage: Eukaryota; Apicomplexa; Aconoidasida; Haemosporida; Plasmodiidae. The transcript has a single exon. The record is from RefSeq and is a predicted model, not a curated record. The coding region runs from base 1 to 1011 and encodes 336 amino acids.